AUGAAUAUCAAGAGCUCAGAUGGAAACCCAGUUCUAAGCAAAGAAGGGAAAGCAGAAAGGUGGAAGGAGUAUAUAGAGGGUCUAUACAAGGGCGAUGUACUUGAGGACAAUAUUAUGGAAAUGGAAGAGAAUGUAGAUGAAGAUGAAAUGGGAGAUAUGAUACUGUGUGAAGAGUUUGACAGAGCACUGAAAGACCUAAGUCGAAACAAGGCCCCGGGAGUAGACAACAUUCCAUUAGAACUACUGACAGCCUUGGGAGAGCCAGUCCUGACAAAACUCUACCAUCUGGUGAGCAAGAUGUAUGAGACAGACGAAAUUCCCUCAGACUUCAAGAAGAAUAUAAUAAUACCAAUCCCAAAGAAAGCAGGUGUUGACAGAUGCAGGCACAGGGCAGAAUUGUUUCGGCAUAAAGUCAAGUGCCAGCAUGCCAUCUACUGGAUGGCUUUUCAUUCUGUCCAUUUAUAUACUACAGAACUAUUGUUGCCUCAGCAGAAGUUAUUUAUUUCCCAAGCUGCUGAUUGA
Molecule: messenger RNA, 522 nt
Organism: Schistocerca cancellata (South American locust)
Lineage: Eukaryota; Metazoa; Arthropoda; Insecta; Orthoptera; Acrididae
Exons: 3
Coding region: 1-522 (173 amino acids)
Source: RefSeq, a predicted model, not a curated record